Molecule: messenger RNA, 869 nt
Organism: Drosophila teissieri
Lineage: Eukaryota; Metazoa; Arthropoda; Insecta; Diptera; Drosophilidae
Exons: 3
Coding region: 113-712 (199 amino acids)
Biological process (GO): chromosome organization
Cellular component (GO): nucleus; cytoplasm
Source: RefSeq, a predicted model, not a curated record
UCCCAUCUCUAGGAAUGUGCCGCUCGUUUUCAGGGAUUAUUUUAAACAAAAUCGCAGCACACUGCUAGAAUCUAAUCAAAAUACAUACUAUAUACAAAUAAAAGCUAACAAAAUGGAUCAGAUUUUGAACAAGGAAAACACCGGCAUUAAUUUGCCGGCGAAUCCCAUGAAAAAUGGAGUCCCUCCCAACUCCGUAUUGAAGAAACCACUUGGGAAACUUGACAAUGUGAUGCACCAAACUCCUGGAAUAACCCCAUUCAAAGGCACUGCUCUGAAACUCGAGGGCAGUAUCGCCAAGCUUUCGCUGCGAAAGGCUCCUAAACAAAAUGUGGUCCACAAGGAUCGAGAGGAAGUUAGGUAUAAAACAAAUAGCUGCUUUUUGGGCGCCUACAUAUUGAAUUGCGAAUCCAAAGUCGUGAAUUUGUUCAACUACACUGACUUUCCAAACGUGAAAUGUUUGAAGAACUGCAGCAAGCCGGUCACAGAGACCUGGUCCGAAAAUCAAUCGGGCUAUGAAGGGCUUUUGGAUCAACUUUAUCUUGACCUUCGCACUUUGGAAAACCAUUUGGAAAAUAGGUGUCUUCCGCCCCUAGAUUUUAAUGACCUGCCAUACAUAUAUAAGACAGAAAACAUGGAGCCUGCAGAGCCUGAAUACGUAUUAAAUUUAUUUCCCCCUAUGCCCAGUUUGGAAGGUAUUGAUAUUCUAUUUUAGAUCCUUGUUUAAAAGUUCGUGGCUUAUAUUGUGGUUAAACAAUCCAAAACUAGGUACCUUUGUAUUACUAAAGAAAUAUUUAUUAAUGUUAGGCUAAGACAAACUUUAAUAUCAUAAGCUGUCCAACUUUGUUGUCUCAUCUUCUAAUCGCAUUUGU